AAUAUAAGAGGACCCGGGACGUGUUGCGCAACCGUACACACGGACGUUUUCAUGAAAUUUUUAUUCGAUGUGUCCAAGGGAAAAUUGAAAAUGUACGUCAACCGCGGGAUGAGAGGGUGUGAUAUGCGUGCCAUCUCACCCCGUUAAAACGGCGCAUGGCCGUGGAUGCGGCGCGUAUUUAAGGGCUGAUCCCUCACGGAUCUCGCCACUAUCACCGUACCCUUCGAUCUUACGCAAGCAUAACGCCGCUGUUUCGACCCGCGUUCGCCACCCCCGAGUGUCCACAGUGAAAUCAGGAAGCAUCCCCCGUCACGUUUCUUGGAACGACUACACCCUUUCGGCAUCUCCGCAGCAUCUCCACCGAUCGGCAACAGAAUGAUGGGCUCAACAAUCGUGAUCCUCUUAUCGAUGACGACCAUGGCAAUGUUCUGCAACAACGCGUCGGCGGCUUUGCCGUCGCAAUGCAACCCCGGCUUCCUGGACGAUCUUCCUCCCAGGAUCCGCAAAGUUUGCGCCGCUCUGUCCAGGAUAUACGAACUGGGCUCAGAAAUGGAAAGCUACAUCGACGACAAGGAGAAUCACAUAACGGGUUUUCACGAGAGCCUCCCGUUACUAGACAGUGGCGUUAAGCGGCAGGACGUCGACCACGUUUUUCUGCGCUUCGGAAGACGUCGUUAAACGUCGUGGCGGAUGACGUCUGUAAAAAACAUAUUUGCAGAUCCAUUUCAAAAUGAUUCUACUUGCGUUUCCCCUCGUUAUCGAAUGUCUAAUUAGAAUUGCCACAUAUUAUUAGCGCGGCUUCUUCAUUCUUCUAGAUAUCUGCUUUAAAAAAAAAGAGAUUCCUCCUCUCCUAUCCUUUGCAAAUAAAUUCUAUAGUGAAAGCAGCAACAA
Molecule: messenger RNA, 891 nt
Organism: Ceratina calcarata
Lineage: Eukaryota; Metazoa; Arthropoda; Insecta; Hymenoptera; Apidae
Gene: Ms
Product: neuropeptide receptor myosuppressin
Exons: 3
Coding region: 376-678 (100 amino acids)
Source: RefSeq, a predicted model, not a curated record